GUAUAAUUAUUCUAUUUUUUGUAUUAACAUUAUCCCUAUAAAUUGUACAUUUAUAAUAAUUUUAACAAUUUUAUUAAAAUAUGCGUUUGGCAUGAUAUGCUAGUAUUAUAUAUUCACAUCCUCCAAAUUUUGAACGAAGAAAUCAACGAGAAAAGAACAGACAAUGCCGGGUUCAUCAAAAAACUCGAUUCAACACUCGUUCAAACCCUUGUCAUUCAAAAUCCCAAUUUUUGGCCGGAAUCCGAUUAAAUCCCUCUCAGCAAUCUCAAUUCUCGCUGUAUUCUCACUGUGUUUCAUCUCAUCUUUCCCCGCCGCAAAAUGGCGGCCCCUCCCCCACGCCCCGCGCAUCAACUCCGCCUCCGGCGAAUCAGACACCAACAUAUCCCACAUUCUGUUCGGCAUCAGCGGCUCCGCCGAGACGUGGCGGCGGCGGCGCCACUACAGCGAGCUCUGGUGGCGCCCCAACGCCACCCGCGGCUUCGUGUGGCUCGACGAGGCGCCGCGGGAGAACUGGCCGGAGACAUCGCCGCCGUACAGGAUCUCGGCCGACACGUCGAGGUUCAAGUACACGUGCUGGUACGGGUCGAGGUCGGCCGUGCGCAUCGCGCGCGUGGUGAAGGAGAGCUUCGAGCUCGGCUUGGGCGGCGUGAGGUGGUUCGUGAUGGGGGACGACGACACCGUUUUCUUCACGCGGAAUUUGGUGAGCGUGUUGAGGAAAUACGAUCACCGGCAGAUGUAUUACAUCGGCGGCGUUUCCGAGAGCGUGGAGCAGGACGUCGUGCACUCUUACACCAUGGGCUACGGCGGCGGCGGCUUCGCCAUCAGCCGCCCCCUGGCCGCCGCGCUCGUCAGGAUUCUCGACCAAUGCAUCGAUCGCUACGCCGCGUUUUACGGCUCCGAUCAGAAGAUUGGUGGCUGCAUGAGUGAGAUCGGUGUGCCUCUUACUAAAGAAGUUGGUUUUCAUCAGAUGGAUAUACGAGGAAAUCCGUUUGGCCUACUUUCGGCGCAUCCACUAGCGCCUCUAGUCUCGCUCCACCAUCUAGACUACCUUCAGCCCUUGUUUCGUGAAACGAGUCGAGUUGCCUCUAUCCACAAAAUCAUGGGACCUUACGAAUUCGAUCCGAGCAGGAUAUUACAACACAGUUUCUGCUAUGAUUUGGUCCGAAAUUGGUCGAUUUCCAUUUCAUGGGGCUACAACGUUCAAUUGUACCCCUUUAUAUUGAGCGCAAAAGAUCUCAACACUCCGCUGCAGACCUUUUUGACGUGGUCGUGGAGCCGCGGGCCCUUCACUUUCAAUACUCGCCUCAUCAGCUUGAAUCCCUGUGAAAGGCCUCUCGAGUUUGGGUUCGAUGGGAUCGAGGAGAUCGACGCCGGAUUUACCUCCACCACCUACACGUCGGCUCAAUCCCAAUUUAGGAGGAAAUGUGACGAGGAAAAUUAUAAGGCUGCUUAUUUGUUGAAGGCCUUCAAUGUCACUGCCGGCUUGCUUCAUCCUCAAUAUUGGAACAAGGCGCCAAGUAGAGAGUGCUGUCAAAUAAUGAGUGGCUCGCCGCGACAAAACGACGUAGUUCGAGUCAGGAUUAGAGGCUGCAACCAAUGGGAAUCGGUAUCGCCGCCGUAGAUCAUGUGAGAGGAAAUAGUAUCAAACAAUUUUCACCAUAAUUUCAGCUACCAAACCGGCGUUAUUAAUGGAGGUGAUAUGUACAACUUGUACUGCCCAAGGUACCAAUCAAUCCACCAGCCUUUGGUCUCUUCGAUGAUACGUGUCCAUCUUGGUAGCAUCGCAAAAGCCUAGCGCUAUGCAGCCACCAACCAUGGACCAUUGUCUUAUUUGUUUUGCUAAUCUAUAUGCUAAUUUUCUUUAAAAGAAAUAUGCUGAAUUUUACAUUAGAUUUCUUUUGGGACGUGUUUCCUUUAGUUGAUAAAUUUAUAUCAUUAAAAAGGAAGAAUAACAAAAGUUUCUUGCUUUAAA
Molecule: messenger RNA, 1972 nt
Organism: Salvia miltiorrhiza (redroot sage)
Lineage: Eukaryota; Viridiplantae; Streptophyta; Magnoliopsida; Lamiales; Lamiaceae
Exons: 3
Coding region: 164-1621 (485 amino acids)
Molecular function (GO): acetylglucosaminyltransferase activity
Source: RefSeq, a predicted model, not a curated record